AUGACUACACCUUACUUUUUAUCUCUUUGCCACUUGUUCACACCAAGAAAUUCUAGAUACUGGAAUGUCAGUCUGAAACACAAUGGCGUAAGGUGAUUAUGGGGAGGUUCAGAUUUGACUUCCACUAUCUCUACCAAUCAAGUGAGAGGUAGUCGUAGUGGAAAUAAAAUCUGAACCCCUAUUUAUGGUUAUUAACCCAUUUUGUAACAGGUUAUCUUAUUUCUUCAUUUUUCUCUCUCUAAAACCAGAUGAUUCAACUCUUCAAGAGGAAUGGUUUCUUUUAAAAAAAUGUAAGUUUAUAUAUAUAUAUAUAUAUAUAUAUAUAAGUAUAUAUUUAACAAUUAUACCAUGAGCUCGAGUCGUAUAUGAGCUGAUAGCCGACGAGGUGCGUAGCACCGAGUCGGCUAUCAGCCAUAUACCACGAGAGCGAAUGGUAUAAUUGUUUUAUAAUAUAGUCUAAUAUAGCCAUUAACUGAAGCAGUAAUUAAUUAUUCACUGUUACAAUGUGUUGACAAUUUGUUCGGCCAAAAACCGCUUGAAAAUUUGGAAUACUUUUGUUUUACAACUCGAAGACGAAGUGGAAGAAAUGGUUUUAGAACCUCUAUAUCUCACAGGAAAGCUCAGAUAUAUUAUACAGAUGUUUGGUACUAUAGUAAGUGCUUGUUGACUGCAAAUUCAUUUGUCGUUCAUUGCAAACUUUUCUGAACAAUUUAUAUUCUCAAUGAACAUGUUUUUUCGCUGUUGUUUCGGUAUUAAUUCUUUAAAAAACUUGUAUUUAAACUAAUUUCUAUGUAAUAAAUGUAUUUUGCUAACCUGUCAAAUUUUUUUGAGAGUUUUUCCUUGUACUAUUAUCUUUCUCAAAGCGAAUAUUUUCCUUUUUUCUGCUUCGCAAAACUUGUGUAGUUUUUGGACCGCCAUCUUGUUUUUCGCUACUCGCUGUAUACAAUCCAACCAAUCAGAUUGCAGAACAGCUCAUAUACGGUGAAUGACUAUAUAUAUAUAUAUAUAUAUAUAUAUAUAUAUAUAUAUAUAUAUAUAUAUAUAUAUAUAUAUAUAUAUAUAUAUAUAUAUAUAUAUAUAUAUAUAUAUAUAUAUAAAUUGAAAAUUUCAAAUAUUUUUGUUUUGCCACUCGAAGACGAAGUGAAAGAAAUGGUAUUAGAAACGGUAUAUCUCACAGAAAAGCUCAGAUAUAUUACACAGAUGUUUGGUAGUAGUAAGUGCUUGUUGACUGCAAAUUCAUUUGUCUUUCGUUGCAAAGUUUUCUGAACAUUUUAUAUUCUCAAUGAACAUGUUUUUUCGCUGUCGUUUCGGUACUAAUUCUUUGAAAAAAAACUUGUUUUUAAACUAAUUUCUAUGUAAUAAAUGUAGUUUGCUAACCUGUCAAAUUUUUUAAGAGUUUUUCCUUGUAUACUAUUAUCUUUCACAAAGCGAAUAUUGUCCUUUUAUCUGCUUCACAAAACCCAUGUAGUUUUUGGACCGCCAUCUUGUUUUCGCUACUCGCCGUAUAUGAGCUGAUAUACGAUGAGUAAUUCAACCAAUCAGAUUGUAGAACAGCUCAUAUACGGUGAAUGACUAUAUUAUAAAUAUAUAUUUAAAAUUGUUAUCUUUUCUACUUAAAAUUAAUGAAAUCGCAACUCCGAGUUUCACGUUAUGUAUGUAUAUAUUAAACAAGUACAGAUUCUGUACUAAAACCAUUAAUUCUGUUUUGUGAUUGGCGCGGUUUAAUGAAAGAAUCUCCCCGUUGAACCAGAGCCUUCGCGACGUUUCAAUUUAUUAUUUAAUGUCGAAGGCUCUGGAAUCCAGGGUAUGCAUGGUAGUGAUUCCGAGUUUUCCAGGAUAUUUUCUUCAUGUAGGUUAUUUAUUAAUAAAGAAAGUAGGUAAGAAAGUAUACACUUGCGAUAUUUUAAAUAUAUCAUCCUCUUACUCGAUCUAAUUUGGAGUAUUUUGAACACUCAUACAUCCUGUACACAAGUACAACCUAUCAACACCCACACAAAUUUAGUAUUCUAUAAGUCUUUUGUCUUUAAAUUUCUUUCCGCCCCCGUGUAAUUAAUUAUAUUUACGCCUCAUCAUUAUUACUAUAUUGACAAGGAUUUUCCUUUGGUGAAAGAUAUUAAUUUCUACAGGUACUUCUCAAACAUCCUUGUUCAGGAAACUCUCGUACUAAGUAUUGCACUUGCAUCAAUAUAUAAUUGCGAAAUCACGGAAGAAACAUUUACAGACGCUGCAAUUUUCAAUACUAAAAUACAGUAUUUUGCUUGAUUAAAUUUAAUUAAUAUGAAUUACGACCGAGAUCUCCAGAGCGGUUUCAAUUGAAUUUUGUUCAAUGCUUAAAAUACACAUUACCAAUGUCAAUAAUUGAAUGCCAAUAUUCUUGAACGAUUUCCCUUGAACUUUAAUACAUCUAUUUAUGUUAAUUUGGGAGUUUUCCACAUAAUGGACAAAUUUAUAGCUAGCAUCAAUAUUAAUUAAUAUAAACUCUCAUAAAUUAAGAAAAAUGUAUCAAUAUUCCAGUUUGCUAUAUACUAUCACCAUUAUAAUGGCGUAAAUAUUACAAUAGUAUUUACACAUUAAAGCAUCUGCAUAAAGUUUUACACAAUACCUCCUUUCCUACUUCAAAAAUAAUGCAUCUGACCAAAAGUGUUUCUAGCUUGCCUUCACGAAACACAACAAAUUUUCUCCUGGUAGCUAUACUUCGGGUCAGUCCUGGAGGAACACAGCCAAAAUGAUUGUCGUCCAGACUUCUAACCAGAAAGAAUAUAAAUGAAAUUCAUAGUGUGCUUCGGCCGUUCAGGUUUUGACCAGUUAUAAAAAUAUGGGGCGUAUUGGACAUGCAGACAAUGAAACAUAGAGCUCAACAGAAGAGAGCGGAUACAUGUUUUUAUUGCUUUGAAAUAAAGUAAAACCAUGCGAAAAUCUUUCUCACUUUACUUUAACUUGGUUGAUCUGUAACUGAUUAACUUUUUAAUUCUUUAAGGGCAUGCAAUAAAGACCUGAGGCAGGUUGUUCGAAAAGUGAUAAAUUAGCGUCACUAUUUUUAAGAUUAAAUCAAUAUUGCUCUACAAAUUUUUAUGUAGACUUCUCUACUGCAUUAACAAACCAUUUUUAUAAUAUAGCUUAGUAAGACGUUCUUGAAAAUUAACAUUGACUAGGGCUCCGCUCAACAUAAGUUUCCACAGAAAUAACUGAUAUGAGGCUACUUUUUAAUGCUUGGUAUAUUAGCUAUAUUAUUCAGUUUUGAAAUGAAAGAUUUUCGCAAUAAAUAAUAAUUAAAAAUACUCAGUUUUGUCGAGUGCCUGAUGGCAAUUAAUUUCGAUGAUGACAUGCGCAUGUCAAUCCUGCAGGUAGUGAUGGAAUGGCUGCUUUGUUACCCAGUAACGGGAAAGUGUGAAUGUUUUUGGAAGCAGUAUAUAUAUACACAAAAAUUGAGAUAUUCUGGGUUCUAUAUUAAUUAUCAAUGCGGCUGAUUCAAACUUUAAAAAGACUAUAUGCGUUACUGACAUUCGCAGCUUUGUACGAUUACCCACCAAUUAGCAGGGGCUGGACAAAUAAGUAUUAUUAUUACUAUUAUUAUUAUUAUUAUUAAUUUAUUUCGCCCAAUUUUCCAAAGUACAAUAAAAUUUAACUAUUUACAUUUUUAUAAUCUAUACGUAGGGCUAGAGAUCUUUUAGAAACCCUUUUGGGCUUGUAAUUUAAGACCCCUAGUUAUAACAAAACUUUUUAUACUUAGUAUGAUUUCAUGAUGUCAUAAGAAUAGUACAUAAUAUAAUAACGAAAAUAUAUACAAUUGUGGGGGUUUUUAAAGGUAUAAUCCAAUUAAAUUAAGCUUUUUAAGUAUAAUCCAUUUAAACAAUUUUGUCUAUAUCGUUCAGCAUGCAGUUAAACAUUUUUAUCCAAUGGCUGUGUAUAUAUGCACUGCUUCCAAAAACCUUCACACUUUUCCCAACCGUUUUGCGUUGCUGGGCAACAAAGCAGUCAUUCCGUCACUAACUACAGGAUUAACAUGGGCAUGUCAUCAUCCAAAUUAAUUGUCAUCAAGCACUCGACAAAACUGAGUAAUUUUUAUUAUAUUUUGCGAAAAUCUUUCAUUUGACUAACUGAAUAACAUAGCUAUAAAUAUACCAAGCAUUAAAAAGUAGCCUCAUAUCAGUUAUUUCUGUGGAAACUUAUGUUGAGUGGAGCUCUAGUCAAUGUUAAUUUUCAAGAACAUCUUACUAAGCUAUAUGGCUAAUGGUUUGUUAAUGCAGUAGAGUAGUCAACACGUCCAAAAAUGUUCAGAGCAAUAUUGAUUUAAUCUUAAAAAUAAUGACGCUAAUUUAGCGCUUUUCAAACAACUUGCCUCAGGUCUUAAAGCUCUUACUGCACUUAUUAAGAAAAUCAUCCCUUUUAAUUUUUUAAAUUAAAAAAGUCAGUUAGAGAUUAACCUAGUUCAAAAGUAGAGUGAUAAAGAUUUUCGCAUGGCUUUACUUUAUUUCAAAGCAAUAAAAACAUAUAUCAUCUUUCUUCUGUUGAGCUCUAUGUUUAAUUGUCUGUCCAAUACGCCUCAUAUUUUUAUGAAUGGUGAAAACGUGAACGCCCAAACAACACUAUAUGAUUUUCAUUUAUGUUCUUUCUGUUUAGAAGUCUGGACGACAAUAAUUUUAGCUGUGUUCCUCCAAAAUUGAACCGAAGUAGCUAUAUCAGGAAAAAUUUGUUGUGUUUCGUGAAGGCAAGCUAGAAACUCUUUUGGUCAGAUGCAAUAUUUUUGAAGUAGAAAAAGAAGUUUCGUGUAAAACUUAUAUCUUGUAAUAUACUUACACCCUUAGGCUAUAAUGGUGAUAUAGUAGAGCUACCUGGAAUAUUGAUACAUUUUUACUAAUUUAUGAGAGUAUAAUAGCUAUUUUAUUGAAGCGUGCAUGCAUAUAGCCUAAGUAAAGUAUAAAUAAUAUCAUGGCUUCGGUUUAGGAAUUUUUUCACUCUUUCAAAUUCCGUGAUUUCGAAGUAUGGUGCAGUUCGAGUGUACAGACAAAUUAGCGAAAAAAUAAUCUGUCCUGACAUGUGUGAUAUGAAAUUGUCGGUUCAGUAUAUUUAGUUGCGAUAAUAGCUAAAUUUAUCCAUUAGCCCAUGCACAAAAUGAAAAUUUUUAUUGUUGGUACGCUUUAUUUUAUUUAUAUUAUUGACCAAGUGUUGCUUCAUCACUUGCUAAAACCUGCUUGGACGUUAAGUGCUCGAUCUGAUUUAAAAGAACGCAUGUAGGAAAAAAAGAAGUAGGCUAUCUAUUUCAAGAUAUGAUUAUUGUUUCCGUUUUCGAAAAAAAAGAAUAUAUUAAUUUUACAUACGUGCGCGGUUUGAUCGGGUAGUUUGAUCCUAAUAUUAGUAAGCUUUUGGUAAUUAAAAUUCUAAAUAUUAAAUAAAAUUUCGGGUAAGUUUGAACAUUGUGGUAUGUAAACAACAUAUUGUAAUUACGUUUUGGCUGUGUGAAUGAAGUAUGUUCAUUGUCUAAUAGAAGAUAACAAGAUAUUAUUAGCGUUGAUAGAAAUCCUGGUGUUUCUACCAUACUUUAUCGCCAUAUGAAAGCAUUAACUUAUUUUUUAUGUACUAUUUAAAGCACGCGUAAAAAAAUACUUAAUAAAAAAACAAGGCAAAAAAUAAUGUUGACCUGUUUUAUGUGUUCGAUUAUUGUGGAAGCUACAUUGGAAGGAAUUCAACUGAAUUUAGUUGAACACAUCGAAUGCGACGGUUGUUCAUGCCAUGAAAGAAUUUAAAUUCGUUCUGUGAAUUGAUUUCGUUGUAUUCGUCCUGGUCCUGGUGAGACAUAAAUAGCGUCUGUAUAGCUCUUUCACUCGCCGUCGUUCCGUCGUGUAAAACGUGAUGCAUACAGUACAUUUUGUGAAUGUUUCAUUCUGAUUAUUUGUUUCGUCAUUUCUGUACAAACUAUGAUCUGGCAGGACAAAAUGCGAGUCUGUCUAAGCUAAUUUUCUUGUUUGUCACGAGUUCAUACUGCACUAAUGAGAACUGAAGUUAAUUGAAAUAAAGUGAACCUCUAUGAAAGUCGCCUGCAGUAAGCCGACUCCAAACUACUGUAAACAACUGUAGUGCCACUUCAGCUGUACGUCUUUAGGCUAAUUUAAAAGUAUUGUGCUUGUAUACUUUCAAGUUUAUCUUUGUGAUCAAGAUGUGAAAUAAAGAUAAGUAAAAGCACUCAUUAUAUUGGCUUACAAUGUUUGUGACUACUCUGGCGAAUAUUGUAGUCAUGGCAAGGGCGUCGUGGGCUCUGCAUAAUGAAGCCUUGGAAAGAAUAUAAAAGGUGCGAGUUUCAUCAGUCCGUCACAUCAUUUUCGGUCUUCAAGAAAGAAACAAAGAGUUCGAAGAGAAAUAAAAAACAAUGAAGAAUUUUGCACUGUUGUGUUUCCUUUUGGUGGCUUCAGCCUGUGUGCUUGGUACGUAUGAUAUGAAUAAAUUUACCUCGCCUAAUUGAUUGUAGGAUUUGAAUCAACAAAUAUUCUGCAACUGUCUGAUCAAGUUCCUAAAUCUUUUGCAUGUAAAUGAGCAGUUGUAAACUAAAUAAUACAUUUGGACACUUCAUUUCAGACAACCAAACUCUGGGAAACACUUUGACUUAAUAUAAUUUAUUUCAUUAUUUUCCAUCAAAGUCGCUCACGCUGAAGAAACACCAGCUGUCGAUUCUUCCAAGAUGGAGGAUCAGCCAAAGACUGCAGACGUGAUGUCGGACGAAGCUGAAACGGAAAACGAUGAAGUCGAUACUGAAAGCGACGAAGAAGAGACGGAAGCUGACGAUGCCCAAGAAGAUGAAGAGGUCGAAGAAGACGAAAGUAGGCGAGAAUUCAGUUUGUGAAAGAAACGUCACUGAGAUCAAACUCCCUUUCUUAACUAUAUAUAACUCUUCCAAAUGGAUGUAUAUAGUAACACAACGUACAUCAGUUUCUUCGAAAAUAUUUGUCAGAUCUUUACUGUCUUCAAAUUCAGUAUAUGUCAGAUCUGUAGUGUCUUCGAGUACAUGACAAAUCAACAUAAAAUAUAUGACUGAGCUAUCCCGCGUAAUAUAUAUAUUUGAAAUAUCUAUAUUCCUAGGCAUCUCACUCAAUUUUACUAAAUAUUGAAUAAUUGAAAUCUUUCAACAUCAGUUCAAUCGAGCAACAUCCCUAAACAUCAGUAUAUCUUACCAUAUGGCCUCACGUUAGCAUAAUAUAAUCUACACAAACUUCCACGUAGAGUCGAGUACCACACUGUGUAGGUCAGUUUAUUAGAGCGGUGCAGCGGAGCAGCGUGUUACAUGUUUGUUUCUAGCAAGAAGGCUUAUAAUUUUGUUUCUGCAGGAGGGCCUGCAUGCGAUCUUGGUUCAGUCUGAAGAAAUGUAUAAAAUUUACACUCGAAAUCUCCAUUCACAAAUCCUCCAACAUUUCAUUUAGUUUGACAUAAAUAACAUCAUUUUCCAUUCUUUCCAUAAGACAUUGCACAAAGAGGAUUUGCUAGAGCAGCAAAAUAUAUGGACGUGACAACAUAAUUAUCUGGUUUCAAUAAGUUUCAUAUAUUUAAGAAAUAACGAACAAUUAAACAAAUAUAUUUCUUUCUUUAGAAGAAACCACCGAUAUCGCAGAUGACGAGCCCGAGAAACGAGGUCAGUGUUUUCCCACAGUUAUCAUAUAAUUUUUAAAAAUUUAUUUUCUGAAUUUAUUUCCUUUUUUUAAAAUAUUUAUUGAAGGGUUGUAACUCACAGAGUGUAUACGAUAAAAUUUCCCAUUUUCCAGUGCGAUUUAGAUUUAAAUUUUUUAACCAACCUGCAGCUUUCCUCCUCAAAAAUAUGCGUUUGACACAUCUAUGAUAGGUCUUUUGUUCUCAUACGUAAGUCCGACUAUAAAAUGAAUGUUUUUCUGACCAAAUUUUAUUCUGCAGCAGAUUUUCCUAAUUACAUAUGCAUCUGGAAUAUAUAAAUUAGACGCAAGGCUGACGAAUUCGGCGGAAGGAUGGCGUCAGUUCUAUUCUCGUAAUAUUCUUGUUAGUUAACUUUAAAAUUCUCGUUAUCUGUAUAUGCAACCUAUGUAUUGAAUAAGUCGUAAUUAAUAAGGCUUAAUUAAGCAUUACAUGUACGGUUUGCCGACAAUGUGAUUUUUUAUAUUCAGGAUGGGUAUGCAGACGAUACAGGAAAGGUAAACUUUGGUGUAAGGCAUGUGGAUGUCGACGUGUGUGCAAACCCAAAGUGUGCUCUCGACGUGUCUGCAGACGCGUCAGAUGUACCAGGAGAGUAUGCCGUAUUGUGAUCAGAUUCAGAAUCGUCAGAUACAAAUACCGCAACCCCUAUUACAAAGGAUAUGGAAGUCUCUACUUGUGGAAGACCAAAAAGGUUCCAUACAAAGUUCGUGUCUGCAAAAAUGUGCCAAGUUUCUGCACCAAAUGUUACAACCAACGUUAUAAUUGCGGUCGUGUUUGCAGGAAUAUAUGCAAAUACAGAAAG
This is a messenger RNA of Paramuricea clavata, 8452 nucleotides long. Lineage: Eukaryota; Metazoa; Cnidaria; Anthozoa; Malacalcyonacea; Plexauridae. The record is from the annotation of a GenBank genome assembly.